AUGUCGCUGCGAGAACCUUCCCUAGACGUUCAGCCCGCAUCAAAGCCUCGCUACCCCAUUAGCCGCUAUGCCGGCCACCGCGAUUCCAAGGACCUUCAAAACUCCAAGAGCAUGUUCCUCAAGGAAUGUUCGCUCUACACAUGUUUCCUCCUCGCAGGUUGGGUCGAUGCUACCGUCGGUGCUCUUCUCCCUGCUAUUCGUGAACACUGGGAUCUAAGCUUCGUCCUUGUAUCCAUGCUCUUCGUUGGUACCUUUGUGGGAUGCAUCAUUGCUGCUACCUUUGUCUCUCCGCUGAUGGAUAGAAUUGGUUAUGGAAUUAUGAUCAGCGGCGCUGCUGGAUUGUCUAUCAUAUUUCCAGUGGUUUUUCUGACUAUGCCACCUUUCCCCGUUCUCGUCGUCGCCAUGAUCUUUUCUGGAAUGUCGACUUCGACUUUGGAUGCUUUGGUCAAUGUCUGGAUCUCUCAACGUCCCAAAGCUGACGUUCGACUCGGAUUCUUGCACUUCCUUUACGGAGUAGGAGCUCUCUGUUCACCGUUGGCAGCGAUCCCGUUUGUCGAGAAGAAAGGCGUUGCAUUCCAGUACUUCUUCUGCACCUCUUUGGCACUCGCAACACUCGUCUUGACUCUCGUUACAGUGGCAUUCCGUCUACAACGUGACGAGCAUGUAGAAGGUGCUGACGAGGGCCCUGCUGACGCCGACGACUCUAUUGGGCUUCAGCCUCAAUCCACAUCAGCACACGAUCUCAAGGACAAGUCUUCCUCUGCUCUCGCUAGAACACCCGCCCACGGCAAUGCUGCCUCAAACCCGCACGAUCCAAUCAAUCUUAUGCCUACCACAAACGCCCACACAUUCGCAUCGGAGCUUCACCCCGUUCCUGCGCGCACGAACACACGCACCGGCUUCGAAAAGCUCAAGGCGGUAGUCAGCCAGUCCAAAGUUCUCCUUCUCGCUGCGUUCACCGGUAUCUAUGUCGGUACAGAAGUCACCGUCGGUGGAUGGUCGAGCACGUUCCUGAUCGAGGCAAGGGGGCAAGGUGCGAGUGCCAACGCUCUCGUUUCAGGGUUUUGGGCUGGUAUUGCAUUUGGACGAAUUCUUUUGAUCCCUGUCACCGCCUGGCUGGGAGAUGAGAUUGCAAUCAUCAUCUACCUCCUCUUCGCAGUCGGUCUCCAACUGUUGGUCUGGUUCGUGCCCAACAUGAUCGCCAACGCAGUCGCGCUUGCUUUGCUUGGUGUUUUCCUCGGACCUGCCUUCCCGUGUAUGAUUAGGGUGACGAGUAAGACCAUUCGUCCUAGAGCGCAUCUUACGGCAGCGAUUAGCUUCAUCUCAACUUUCUCAGCAGCAGGUAUGGCAUUGUUGCCGUUAAUUGUCGGUCUUGCGUCGCAAAAGGCUUCGCAAGGGGUCAAGAUCUUGCCGCCUAUGCUGGUUGGGUUGCUCAGUCUGCAAGUGUUUUUGUGGAUCGCUUCGAACAAAGAGUACUUUGUUAAGCGGUUCGUUAAGAAGGAGGAUAUGAGCGAGGUCGAGGAUGUCGAUUGUCUUGGUUAG
This is a messenger RNA of Ustilago hordei, 1542 nucleotides long. RefSeq lists its product as uncharacterized. Gene Ontology annotation, cellular component: membrane. Gene Ontology annotation, biological process: transmembrane transport. Lineage: Eukaryota; Fungi; Basidiomycota; Ustilaginomycetes; Ustilaginales; Ustilaginaceae. The record is from RefSeq and is a predicted model, not a curated record. The transcript has 2 exons. Bases 1 to 1542 code for a protein of 513 amino acids. Gene Ontology annotation, molecular function: transmembrane transporter activity.